Molecule: messenger RNA, 2547 nt
Organism: Plasmodium malariae
Lineage: Eukaryota; Apicomplexa; Aconoidasida; Haemosporida; Plasmodiidae
Product: conserved Plasmodium protein, unknown function
Exons: 1
Coding region: 1-2547 (848 amino acids)
Source: RefSeq, a predicted model, not a curated record
AUGAAAAUUUUCUCUAUUUCUGUUGUGCUUUACUGUAUUUGCGUAACGAAGUAUGCCUACAAAAACUUGAACGAGUUAUUCACAGUGCUAAGCAGCAGUUUGGCUAUGAAAAGCGGUAGUUUGGCUAAGAAAAGAGGCAGUUUGGCUAAGAAAAGAGGCAGUUUGGCUAAGAAAAGAGGCAGUUUGGCUAAGAAAAGAGGCAGUUUGGCUAAGAAAAGAGGCAGUUUGACCAUAUGGAAGAGAUGCUUGGCAGUAAUUAAUGUGAAGCGGAAAAGUACUUUCCCUACAUGGAAAAAAGGUGAAGAGGGUUUCAUUAAGUCCUUCUUAAAUGAGCGAAAGAAAAGCCGUAAAAACAAAAAAAAAAGUAUAGAGAGAACACUACACCUUAUGAAUGGUAAGUUAUUGCCCCAUAAUGACAACACAUUUUUGAAUUAUAAUGACAAGCGUACAAACAGUAGAAGAGGUAAUAAUACGUCGGAUAGGAGAAAUGUAAAAUUUUUUUUUUUUUUUAAAAAUAAUGAAAAUACAUUUUUUUUGGUGAACUCUGUCGGAAAUGGAAAGAAAAAAGAAAACAAAAUAGCAAACAUGUCGAAAAUGUCGAAAACGUCGAAAACGUCGAAAACGUCGAAAACGUCGAAACUAUUAAAAAUGAAAGACAAAUUUUUUUUUUUCAAGUUAUAUGCUAAGAUGCCCGUCAUAACAGUAAAUAGAAAACUUUAUCCGAAGGAGUACAGUACAGAUUAUGAGGAGGUGCUAAGGAAGUUUAAUGUUACAUAUAUAAAUUAUAAAACAAGACUGAGAAGUAAGAAAGAAAUUGAUAUAAAAAGAAUUGAUGAUUUGUAUGGUAAGAUAUAUGAUAGGGAUGUUCUGAAAAAGCAAUUUUAUUUUUUUUUAUAUCAUGAUGAUAUUAAUACCUGUUUUCGGGUAUUAAAUGAAAACAGAAAUGUGCUCACAAGAGAGGAAUCAUUUAAAAUGUUGAACUCCUUACCCUAUAUUUUUGUUAAUGAUUUAAAAUAUGUAUAUCCAACAGAAGAAAAUGUGGAUGAAAUUUUAAGUAAAUUAAUAAAGACGUACAUAUUUCAAUAUGCAAAUGAUAAGAAUAUAGACUAUUUAAAUUUUAAGUAUAAAUAUAACGAGCUGGAUGAGUACUGUCAGCAGCUGGAGCACGAGUCAUUGAAUGGGACCCAGUGUAAUGAGAAUGGUAGGAAAAAUGUGGAUGAAAAGAGGGGGGAAAAAAAGGAUGACAACUAUUCUCAAAAAAGUGAAGCCAAUCAGAAUGAAAAUACUCUAAACACGUCAACAACAUCGGAAAAUUUAGCUACAGCUGACUUACCAAUAACGAAUACAUAUAUGAAAGUAGAACAAAAGGAUGAGGAACUGUCCAAAUGCGCAGAGGGAAAUAUUUACGAUGACUGGAAAGAAACAGAUUAUGAAAAAAGAUAUAAACAUAUGUAUUAUGAUUACAAGAUUAUUGAAUCAACAAAAAAAUAUAAAGAGUUAAUGGAAAAAUUUAAAAAAUAUCCAGCAAACAUCAAAUUAGAAAAAGUACAGUUGUUAUAUACAAAAAUUUUAAGCAUGAAGGGAAAUAAAAUAUAUGAAGGAUUUAGAAAACAUGAAAGCGUAAAAAAAAAUAAAGAAAGAAAAAUUUAUCGUAACGCCCAACUGACAGUGGAUCCAUAUAAACUCACUCCAUAUAUGUAUGAACCUAUUAAAUAUGAUAAAAAGAAAAAAGAAGAAAUAAAUAAGCUAUUUGAAAAAUAUGUAGAAGAAAAGGAUUUAAUAAAAGCUGCUUUUAUUUUAAGAAAAUAUACAAAUCUUAUAGACACAAAAGAAUUAAAGAGUCGACAAACUAUCAAGAAAUUUUUAAGAUUACAUGAGUAUAUAUAUAAAUGUAAUAAAUAUAAUGAAAAGGAACUAGCGCAUCUAAGAAUGAUCUACUACUCUAGUGUACAGAAACAUAGAGUCAUGAGAAAAAUAUGUGAAGUGGGCAUGAGGGAGCAAGGUGAAAAUGUAACUCAUAAAGAAGUUUAUGAAAAAGAAUUAAAUCGCUAUCUUGAAGAAAGAGAAAAAUUACGUGAUGAAAGAAUGAAAAAGAAAAAUAUUGACAUGGAUGCGAUUAGGGAUUUUAGCUCAGCCUAUUCUAUGGAAUGGCUCCCAGUUAUAUACAAAGAUAUGUUUGAACAAAUUGAAAAAGAAAAAAAUAUGAAAAGUACAGAAAAAGAAAAAAGUAAUAUUAGUAGGAAAAAAGAAAUUAUUAAAAAAUUAUUUCCCUCUGGAACAGAAGAAAAAGGUGCUAAUCAGGUGGGGGAUUCCACGCUAAAUGCAGAUACUCGUAUAAACAAGAAACAGGACUUGUUUGAUAUCAAGGACGAGUUAAAAUUUAGCAGAAACCUAUUGAAUUAUAAGAAAAAGACCAAGGGGAAAAGCAGGCGAAAGAAGGGCAAAUCGGGAAAGGGUGAAGUCAAAGGGGUUAGCAAGGGGGGAAGUGAGGUUGGCAAAGAAGAUAAUGCCAAAAGCGGUAGCGAGGGUGGUGGUGAAACUGCAUGA